UGAGUGGUGGUAAAGCUCAGCCAAUUACAGCCGGGAAGAAAAGAAGCGGGCCCGACAAACAAAAUGGCCCACGCAGUUUUGUUUUGAUAGCUCGUGUUUCGCUCCGCUAGCUGCGUCCGCCAGUCGUUUCCUGGAAGCGCUUUCGGAGAGUCAGACUUCAAGAGGAGUUUGAAGUGUAGCAUAAACCAAGAACCAGUUUGAUAUAGAGGUUAAGGCAACCAGCUAGAAACCAAGAAAAGAAAAUCCUUAUGGAAACUAAUCCUCUAAGGAAAAGAUACAAAACUAGAAGCACGACAGCAGAAUCAGUAGCCAAAUCUCAUAUUGACUGGAGGCUGACUAAAAGAUACAUAUUUCCUGAAAGUCAGGAUGAUGACGAUGAAAUUACAUCCUCCUCCUCGUCAACGUCGUCAUCAUCAUCGUCAUCAGAAGAAGAAGAAAAUCCCAAGUCCAGUUCGAAAGAAGAUGUAGAUGGAAAAGAAGAAGAGACUUCCAUACUUAGCAAAAGGAACAGUGAGGCUGGGAGUGAUACAGAUUUUCAGAAAGGUGAUGUGUCUUCAGAGGAUCUGGAAGAAGGAAACAUCUCCUUUGGAAAGAGGAAGAGACUUCGGGCAGCCUUGAUAUAUGACAGUGACGAAAGCAGUGACAGUGAUGUUCCUAUGAAAGUGAUCGCUAAAGGCAGGAACUUAAUUAGCGAAGACGAUUUAUCUGUUGAUGGGGAGUCACCUACAUCCCCAGCAGAGAAAGCUGCAAAUAAGAAGCGAGAAAGACACAUAAAACUGCAAGAACUGUCUUUCCGGCAAUCAAGAAAAUCUGGCAAAGUCAAUCAACAUGAUGAGAGAAGUGUAGAUUAUGACUUGGUACAAUAUGAUGCUCACUCACUCCUCGCAGAAGAAGAAAUCGGUGAUGUGUCUGAUAACGACAGCAUGAAAGAUUUCAUCAGUAAUGAUGAUGAUGAAGAAGAGGAAAAGGAAGAAGAACAAGAGGAGAAGAAGUUGGAAUGGGGCAACUUUAAGGAAGAAGAGCACCAGCAUCAAGACAGAAAGCCUCAUGAGGCCAGUAACUUAUUGGAGAAACACGUUCAAUCUGUGUCUGAGGUCAAUCUUUAUUUGCACUUUCAAAGAGUCGUAAAAGUCUUUCUCAUCAAUGCAAUUGAUGAUACAUUUCUGAGCUCCUUAUAUGAGGGGAAAAGACAAAAGAGAUACGCACAGGAUAUGCUAACUUCCCUCGAUUAUUUGGAUCACCGCAUUAUUCAGCCUCGCCUCAGUCUAGUUUCGGGAUGUCGCUGGAAAGAACGAUACAUGACACGAGUGGACAGUUACUCUAAUGUCCGCAUAAUUUCACAAUGCUCAGAGAUGCGUAUUUGUGAAGCCUGUGAGCUGGACAGAGAUUGUAAGUUUAUAGUGGUUUUUUCUGGAGAACAGUACGAUCCUAUAACACUGAAAGUGGAUGACUUCUUGUCCCACGAUACACAGAGGUUGAAGGUUGGUGUUGUAUGUCAAAAGCGUACCCAGGUUUAUCACGAUCUGAAGCACUAUAAAUAUAAGUUGUAUCAGAAAUGCUGUUCAGCUAUAAAAGAGGAAUAUCGUCAAGAUGAGCCAGCCAAAGAGUUAGUGAAACGAGUUUUCAGUCAAUUGAAUGAAGACAACUGGAUAUGUAAGGAAUAUUCUGUCCUUGAAAGCUAUCUGGAUGAAGCAGAAGAAUUCCAUGAAUUUUUAAAAGAUUUUAAAAGAGAAAUCCUUUCAUUUGUGCAACGCUGAUGGAUUUUUUACCUCUAUAUCGCAUUUCUGCUAUUUUUUUUUUCAUUUAUAGUUCACUCUGGCAUGCAAAUAUAUGUGCUAAAUUUCUUUGUUUUCUACCUUGUUUUAAUUAUCAAAAUAAUCUUCCAAAUAGAAAUUUUAUAGAGGAAGACCCUUGAGGGCUGGAUUGCUCAUCGAACUAUCCUAAAAUCAAACUGCACAUUCACUCAACAAAUGAAUUUUUAUGCACAGGCACUUUCUUCAAAGAUAAAAUUUUCUGUGUUGCUUUAUGACUCUUUUGGUCUUCGUCUCUUAGUAUCAUAUUUUCUACAUUUAGUUUAAUUUUUUCAAAUAAUCUUCGUAAAACCUUCAGUCUUAUGCUUCCUGCAGAUACAGAAUUCAAGGAUUUUAUUACCAGUGAUUGUCAGAGGAAGAAAUGUAGAAAGGAGCUGCCCUUAAUUUUUCAGGCAGUUAAAACUACGUACAUUACACUAUAAAAAAAUAAAUUAAUUGUAAGUGCACAUACCUUCCAUGUGUCCAGCUUGCAAAAUCAGGACAAAAACAUAUUCGGCCUAUUUGGAGCAGAGGUGUCAAACUGGCGGCCCACAGGCCAGAUGUGUCAUGCACAGGCCACACCCACUCCGCCUCCGCAAAGGCAAAAAACGUCACGAUACGUCACAUGACGCGAUCGAGUUUGACACCCGUGAUUUAGAGGAUGAACAAUUUGAUUUUUAUGUCAAAAGUAAUUUAAACUGGAAAUGUUGAUGACUGGGCACAGUCUGCAACAGCCUUGUCAUGAAAUAAAAAGUAUGAGGAUUCCCAGCACAGCCCAAUCUACAGGUAGUCCUCGAUUUAACAGCUGCUCAUUUAGUGAUCAUUCAAAGUUACAGUGCCACUAGAAAAAGUGAUUUAUGACCAUUUUUCAGACUUACGACCUUUGCAACAGCCCUGUGAUCCUGAGAUCAAAAUUCAGAUGCUUGGCAACUGCUUCAUACUUAUGACCGUCGCAGUGUCCCAGGGCCAUGUGACUACCGUUUGCAACCUUUUGCCAAGCUGAAUCAAUGGGAAGCCAGAUUCACUUAACAACCGUGUAAGUAACUUAUCAACUGCAGUGAUUUGCUUAACAACUGUGACAAGAAAGGUUGUCGCACUUCGCAGCAGAAAUUUUGGGCUCAAUUGUGGUCAUAAGUCAAGAACUAUUUGUAUUUUGAUAUUAUUUUUAUCUAUAGUGCAUCCCCAAGACAUUGUCAUUUUCAUAAUGUGGCACUUUAUCUAAGAUACGAACCACAGAAACCUACUGCUCCAUGUUUCUCCUGUAACGAUGGCCAAACCGUGAAUUGGCGCAGCCAAAUGCUGAGUUGGUUUUGCCCUGAAGCGAAAUAGCCAACUAGAGGUAGUCCUUGACUUAUGACCAAAAUUGAGCAGUUUCUGUUACUAAGUGAGACAGUUGUUAAAUGACUUUUGCCUCAUUGUACAACUUUUCUUGCCACAGUUGUUAAGUG
Molecule: messenger RNA, 3238 nt
Organism: Crotalus tigris (Tiger rattlesnake)
Lineage: Eukaryota; Metazoa; Chordata; Lepidosauria; Squamata; Viperidae
Product: coiled-coil domain-containing protein 82-like
Exons: 9
Coding region: 249-1757 (502 amino acids)
Cellular component (GO): nucleus
Source: RefSeq, a predicted model, not a curated record